ACCAUUAUUUGUUGGUUUUUUGUUGCUGGUUUUUGAGUUUUUAUGUUUUAUUUUUCUAGAACAUUAUUGAAAUCGUAAAUAACAGUUAAAGAGUGUUUUGCAUAGAAUUUCAAGAGACGCAGGAUACAGAUCCAGGUGACACACAUCGAAAGUCUGAAAAGGCAUGAGCAGAGGAAGCAAGACCAACGAUAUCCAAAUCAAAAAGCGUAGGGGAGGCAGUGGACAAAGAAUGUAGCCAACUAGGAACUUUCUCGAAAAUUUUCGUAGCACCGACAAUUAAAUCAGAUAAGCCCAAAAUAAACCCGAGGAGCUGGAGGGAGGAACAGGAGUAAUGGCAGCCGGCAGGGAACUCUACUGCUGGGGAAACACCUCCCAUGGACAAUUGGGACUUGGCGGGAUUGAAGACGAGCAGAUACUCACGCCUAGCCAGAUUCCAUGGACACCGGACUCUGCCGUAGUGCAGGUGGCCUGUGGACAUCGGCACACUCUUUUCCUUACCGCCAACGGAAAAGUUUUCGCAUGCGGCAGCAACGAUCACUCACAACUGGGACAUGAACUGCCCACCAAAAGGCCACGUAUGUCGCCAUUUCUGCUUAUCCCCGAACUUCAGGACUAUGUGGUCAUCCAGAUUGCCUGCGGAAGCCGCCACUCGAUGGCUCUCUCCGAAUGGGGUCAGGUUUUAAGCUGGGGCGAUAACGACUGCGGCCAGUUAGGCCACGCCACCGACCAGGAGAUCGUCCAGCUGCCUAAGGUUGUGCGCCAGUUGGUCUCUAAGACGGUUGUGCAGAUUGCCUGUGGUAAUAACCACAGUUUAGCGCUGACCAGUUGUGGCGAGCUGUAUUCAUGGGGCUCAAACAUCUACGGCCAGUUGGGCGUCAGCUCCCCCAAGGAGCUUACGCACUGCAACCAUCCCCUUCUCCUGACCACACUGCUCGGAAUUCCCCUGGCCGCCAUUGCUUGUGGGGGCAAUCACUCGUUCCUAAUUUCUAAAUCGAGUGCAGUGUUUGGCUGGGGCAGGAACAACUGUGGGCAGCUGGGUCUGAAUGACGAGACAAAUCGACCGUAUCCCACCCAGCUGAAGACGCUGCGCACACUUGGUGUUCGAUACGUGGCGUGCGGCGAUGAGUUCUCUGUUUUUUUGACCAACGAGGGAGGCGUGUUCACCUGUGGAGCUGGCGCUUAUGGACAAUUGGGGCAUGGAUUCAGUUCAAAUGAGAUGCUGCCGAGAAUGGUGAUGGAGCUAAUGGGCAGCACAAUUACUCAAGUAGCUUGCGGUAAUCGACACACUCUGGCUUUGGUUCCCUCACGUGGUAGAGUUUACGCCUUCGGUUUGGGCAGUUCCGGACAGCUGGGCACAAGGAGUACCAAAAGCCUUAUGCUACCGCAGGUGGUGAUUGGUCCAUGGGUGUCGCCAAGUGGCUCAACUUUGCUGCAGUCCAACGACGCGAAGGUUUCAAUGGUGAUCCAACAGAUUUUCUCUGGCGGGGAUCAGUCAAUUGUGACUACAACCUUAUUUAUGGAUAAGGUGCCUCCCGGAGAUUUUAGGAAUUACAAACCCAAAUCCCAGAUCCUGGCCUUAACAGCAGAGAUCACCAAGCAAUGUGCGCAUUUUAAGCAGAGUAAUCAAAGCGACAUGGACCUCUUAAGUUCUAUAGAGCUCAUUUUCAAGAGUCAGGCCUGUUUAAAUGGCUCUUUCCUGUUGGAUCACGACAGACACUUUGGCUGCUCUGUGCGAAACUAUGGAUUGGAUCUCAAAGAAGCUCAACUGGCAUUUGACAAUUUGCGUAUUGUGGAAAACGAAAGUAUUAAGCAGGUGAUCUGGGACAAUGUGACCAAAGAACUUAUUGGUUCGCUGGUAUGUUCACCAGCGGACGUCGAAAGCAUGCGCUUAUACCUACUGCUACCCCUUUAUCAUGAGUUUGUGAACUCCAAGCACUACAAGUCACUUCAAGUUCCGUUCGCCAAUGCCAUAUUUAAGCUGACUGAGAAUCCGCGAAAGGUGCUGAUUAAGUGGCUAGCUCUAACGCCAACGGAUUACUUUGAACAUCUUGUCCAAAACUUUUUGCACGUGGUAGUGCACAUUAUUAGCUUUAAAAUGGGCUUGGCAGUGGUCAAUCCCACUGCCGAAAGGCGUCAAAGACUGCUGCCAUAUAACACAGAGCUAGAGGUGAUCCUGAAGUUGAUGCAGACACUAUGUUACAUUAACAACCAGCGCAUAGACCGCCUCAGCUACCAAACCUUCUAUUGGCCAGACCUUGCCGACUAUGCUGAUGUGCAGCAGGAGUAUGUCAAGUGGAUCAUGGCCGACACUGCCAGCGAAUUCAAUAUUUGCAACUUUUCAUUCCUCUUCGAUCCGUCUGCCAAAACGGCGCUGCUUCAAGCCGAUCAGGCACUGCAGAUGCACUCUGCCAUGGCCCAUGCGGCCACGAAUGCAUUUUACAAUCUCCUGAACUACGGCAUGCCCGUCUCCCAAUUUAUUGUGCUGAACGUGACGCGGGAGAAUCUAGUGCAGGAUUCCCUUCGAGAGCUUCAGCACUACUCCCAAAGCGAUCUUAAGAAGCCGCUCAAGAUCAAAUUCCACGGUGAGGAGGCGGAGGACGCGGGCGGCGUGCGCAAGGAGUUCUUUAUGCUGCUGCUGAAGGAUCUUCUCGACCCAAAAUAUGGCAUGUUCAAGGAGUUCGAAGAGUCGCGCUUGCUUUGGUUUGCAGAUCUUACAUUUGAAACCGAGAACAUGUACUUCCUAAUCGGCGUGCUUUGUGGUCUGGCUAUCUACAACUUUACAAUCAUUAACCUGCCAUUUCCGUUGGCUCUCUACAAGAAAUUGUUAAACAAGCCAGUGGAUCUUAGCGAUCUUCGUCAGCUUUCGCCGCCUGAGGCCAACUCCAUGCAGUCGUUGCUUGACUACCAGGGCGAGGACUUUAAAGAAGUCUUUGAUUUGACAUUUGAGAUAUCUCGCGACGUGUUUGGAGAGGCGGAAACCAAGCUCCUCAAGCCCAAUGGCAACGAAAUAGCCGUGACGCAGGAAAACAAACAGGAGUUUGUGGAUCUGUAUGUGGACUUUGUAUUUAACAAAUCUGUCGAGCUGCAUUACAAUGCCUUUCAUAAGGGCUUUAUGAAGGUCUGCUCUGGGCGGGUGAUCAAAAUUUUCCAGCCCGAGGAGCUUAUGGCUGUGGUGGUAGGAAACGAGGACUACGACUGGCAGGCACUGCAGGACCACUGCGAGUACCGCGAUGGCUACAGCUCGGGCGAUGAUACAAUCAAAUGGUUUUGGGAGGUGAUUCACGAUCUAUCCGAGGCGGAGAAGAAGAGUUUCCUGCUCUAUUUGACUGGCAGCGAUCGUAUACCCAUCCAGGGCAUGAAGGCCCUUAAACUCACCAUUCAGCCUACUCCGGACGAACGCUUCCUACCCGUGGCUCACACCUGCUUCAAUCUGCUGGACCUGCCGCGUUACAAGACCAAGGAGCGCCUAAAGUACAAGCUUCUGCAAGCCAUCCAGCAAACUCAGGGUUUUAGUUUGGUCUGAUCGACCUCGUAUACAUUGACUUUCAGAUACAGGUUUUUUUCAAAUGUUUCCCGCGUUUUUGGAUUGGAGAAUGACAAACUCGGAACACACAUUUAUCAACGAUCAAAUCAAAUAGUAAAAUGUUGUGUUAUGGCUUUAAACUCUAGACUAGUUAUCAAUAUCACAUUGUUAUGGAAGGAAAGAAAGAAAGAGUAAUAAAAUUGGUAAUCAAGUGUUAAGGCGAUAUAACAAAAA
Drosophila ficusphila is the source of this 3757-nucleotide messenger RNA. It is a transcript of the gene Herc4, whose product is annotated as probable E3 ubiquitin-protein ligase HERC4. The coding region runs from base 332 to 3523 and encodes 1063 amino acids. The transcript is spliced from 11 exons. Gene Ontology annotation, molecular function: ubiquitin protein ligase activity. Lineage: Eukaryota; Metazoa; Arthropoda; Insecta; Diptera; Drosophilidae. Gene Ontology annotation, biological process: ubiquitin-dependent protein catabolic process; protein ubiquitination. The record is from RefSeq and is a predicted model, not a curated record.